Penicillium arizonense is the source of this 714-nucleotide messenger RNA. RefSeq names its product putative isochorismatase family hydrolase. NCBI's taxonomy places the organism in Eukaryota, Fungi, Ascomycota, Eurotiomycetes, Eurotiales, Aspergillaceae. The transcript has 4 exons. The coding region runs from base 1 to 714 and encodes 237 amino acids. The record is from RefSeq and is a predicted model, not a curated record.
AUGUUCAUCUCCGCUGGUAUCAAGGCAGCCCUGCUGCUCGCCGCCUCCAUUCCUGCCCAGGCAUGGAACAGACUCGACAAGGACAAGGCUGCCCUCCUGGUCAUCGACCACCAAGUCGGUCUCGCCCAAGUCGUCCGCGACUACGGCACCAACGACUUCCGCAACAACAUGCUGGGCCAUGCCUCGAUUGGCAAGGUCUUCAACCUGCCCACUGUGUUGACCUCGUCCUCCGACCAAGGCCCCAACGGCCUGCUGCUCAAGGAGAUCACAGACAUGCACCCCAAUGCCACCUUCGUCCGUCGCCAGGGCGAGGUUAACGCCUGGGACAACGCCGACUUCCGUGCUGCUGUUAAGGCCACUGGAAAGAAGCAGCUUAUUAUUGGUGGUAUUGUUACUGAAGUUUGCACCUCCUUCCUAGCCCUCUCCCUCAUCGACGCUGGCUACGAAGUCUUCGCCAACACCGAUGCCAGUGGCACAUUCGAUAUCCGCCUUGCGGAGGAUGCGAACCGCCGUAUGGAGAAGGCUGGUGUUACUCUCAUGGGAUUGUUCGGUAUUGUCUGUGAUCUGAUGCGUGACUGGCGCCACACCCCUGGUCUGCCUGAGCUUCUUCCCUUCCUUGACAAGUACCAAUUCGCCUACGGUCUUGUUGCUCGUCACCAUGCUGGUUCUAUUCAGAAUGGUACCAUUGCUCCCGUUGAGUUGACUUUGAUCUAA